This is a messenger RNA of Achroia grisella, 389 nucleotides long. RefSeq names its product cuticle protein 16.5-like (gene CPH23). The coding region runs from base 33 to 389 and encodes 118 amino acids. The transcript is spliced from 2 exons. The record is from RefSeq and is a predicted model, not a curated record. NCBI's taxonomy places the organism in Eukaryota, Metazoa, Arthropoda, Insecta, Lepidoptera, Pyralidae.
UGCUUUCAUCAGCAACAAUACAAUCAAGAAAAAUGAUCAAGAUCGUAUUAGUCCUCUCUGCUCUUGUGGCCAUGUGCGCCGCUAAGCCUUCCGCUGCAGUAGUCAGCGCCCCGUUAGUAGCGGCAGCACCAGCCCCCAUUGUGACCGCAACCAGCUCCCAGUACUAUCACCGCAUUAACAACGGACUUGCUGCUUAUGUCGCCGCUCCCGCUGCAUACGUCGCACCCUCGGCUGCAUACGUCGCACCCUCGGCUGCAUACGUCGCUCCUUCAGCAGCAUACGUCGCUCCUUCAGCAGCAUACGUCGCACCUUCAGCAGCAUACGUCGCUCCCGCUGCCGCCGUGGCCGCUCCGUACGUUGCAGGUCCAGCUAGCGUUGUUGCCGUUUAA